UUAUGAUGGAAUCUGAGGUACCUGUUGUUUCUACAACAUCUUCAGGCAAUUUAAUGGAUUCAAAAAUUGAAGUGGAAAAUGCUGAUGCGAAUAAUCUUGUUGAUGAAGGUGAUAAUAAUGCAAAUUCUAAUAAACAAAUGACUCAUGAUGAUAUAUCCAAUAAAACUGAGGCAAGCGAAGAGAAUGAUGGAGUUCAACUUAUUGAAGGACUGACAAAGCCUUCAUCUGCUUUGGAAAAAGUUGAUUUUGUUCGAGAUUCGCGUAAUCGCGUAAAACUUUAUGUUCUUUGUGAUCAACGUGCUUGGGAUGAUCGAGGUACAGGGCAUGUUGCAUGCCUUCCUUCGCCAGAAAGCAAUAAUACUUGGUGCAUUGUUGUUCGAUUGGAGUCUAAUGAACGCAAUGUAUUGGAAUCAAAAAUUUUACAAGAAACUACUUAUCAAAAACAGCAAGGCACUUUAAUCGUUUGGUCGGAGACAGAGUCGGUGGAUUUGGCAUUGAGUUUUCAGGAGAAAGCUGGUUGUACAGAAUUAUGGGAAAAAAUCUGUAAAAUACAAGGCAGAGACCCCGAUGCUGAAACUGAACUGGAAGAUAACGAAUGUGAUGAUCAGGAUGUUCCAAGCGACAGCAGCACUUCUGUUGUUUCUAAUGCUACAGGAGUUCCGCCAUGCAAUUUACAAAAUCUUGGCGAACUUGAGCAAGCUCUUUCAAAUUCAAUGUUUGCUAAUAGUCAACGUGAGAAAAUGGCCAAUGCAAUUCUUCAGAACAGUUAUAUACCAAAGCUUUGUGAAAUGUUUUCUAUCAGUGAGGAUUUGGAAAAUAAAGAAGCUCUUCAACAAAUGGCUUCUAUCGCAAAGAAUCUCUUUCUUCUUAAUAAUAAUGCUGUUUUGAAUGAACUUGUUGAAGACAAAUAUUUUAAAAAUAUAGUCGGAAUGUUAGAAUAUGAUGUUUCAUCAUCAGAACCCAAAAUGCACAGGAACUUUCUUUGGGAGCGUUCUCGUUUUAGGGAAGUUUUGCCAAUCAGUUCUGAAGAGUUGAAAUCAAAGAUUCAUCAAACUUUUCGGCUUCAAUAUGUCCAGGAUGUUUGUCUUCCUGCGCCUUCUAUAUUUGAAGAAAAUCUUUUGACUGUUUUGAGCAGUCAUCUUUUCUUUAUGCGUGCAGAGAUUGUUAAUUCUCUUUUGAAUGACAAGAACUUGAUGCAAAAGCUCUUUGAAGGUCUUCGAAAUCCAGACAUCACCCCAGAUACACAAAGAGAUUUGACAAACUUUUUGAAGGAAUUCUGUUCUUUUGCACACUCUCUUCAACCCACUGGUCCACAAGGAAGAGAACAGUUUUUCAAAACUUUAAUGGCCAACAACGUCCUCGAGAUUAUUGAUCCUUGUAUUAGUAGCCCAUUAGCUUCAACACGAACAGCGACAGUAGAACUUCUAUCAAUAAUUGUGGAUUUCAAUGCGCAAAUAUUUCGUGAUUUUCUUGUUAGACAAUUUAGAAUUGUUCCUGAAUCUAAAAAUAGCUCUUUACUCAUUAACAAAUUGAUCAAUCAUAUGCUUAGCGAUAAAGAUCCCGAAUUUACUUCAGCCCAUCAAAUAGCUAAUGCAAUUCGAAUUUUGUUGGAUCCAGAGAGUAUUGUUUCGAAAGGAGAAAAGGGUGAAUUUUUACAAAUGUUUUAUAAACGAGCGAUGAAUACACUUUGCGCUCCAAUACACGAAAAUGCCAAAAAUGGACAUCCAAUUUCUGAUAGUUAUUACAUGGCAAAUAAAUUGACUCUUGUAAUCGAUUUGCUUUGCUUUUUUGUGGAACAUCACAGUUAUAACAUGCGUACUUAUGCCAUACAAAGAGGAAUGCUUCUUUCUAUUCUUGUUUAUUUGAAAAGCAAACAUCAUUUUUUAGCUCAUUGCGCUCUACGUUUACUACGUCGAAUUAUCGGGUUAAAGGAUGAUAUUUAUUUCCGUCAUAUUUGUGAUAAAUCAAUUUUGGACCCUGUUGUUGAAUGCUUUGAAGCGAAUGGAUCACGCUACAAUUUGCUCAACUCGUCUUUAAUUGAAUUAUUUGAAUAUAUUCGAACGGAAGAAAUUCGUCCACUUAUGCAAUAUGUAGUACAAAAACAUUGGGAAACUGCAUUUAGUAAAGUUGAAUAUGUCCGGACUUUUUCUGUAAUGAAAACCCGUUGUGCACAAUUUGCUGAUACUUUUUCGUUCGAACGUGAUUCUGCUUCCAAAGAGAACACUGGCUUGGCAAUGACACCUCCACCUAAUUCACAAUGGAGAAAAGAACGUGAACACGAUGAUGAGGAAUUAUUCUUUAGUAAAGAAGAGGAGGACGAAAUGCCAGCACCGCAAUUACGUAAAUCUGGUAUGGAACCAAUGUUUCCAUCACUGGCCAACCGAAAACGCAAAGCUCUUGAUGAUGAAGAUAGCAUUUCGUCUGUCUUUGGAGGCAAUAUUACACCUCCGGCUGGUUCAAACGUGCGAAUAUCAAAAAUAAUGAUUCGAAUGAAUACGAAAGAAAUUACUCCUACUCCUCGUCAAUCCGUUGUAGUGCAACAACAGCUGCCUCAACAACAAGCAGUGGAUUCUACGGUUGAACCAGAUACAUUGCCGCCAUUCGACGAGCCAAAACCUCAUCAACAACAAUCUACAGCCAUAUCAACUACAACUUCUUCAACAACAGAUUCGUGCAGUACAGACAGUACAACCACAACAACUAGCUCUUCUUCACCACCUUCCUCAACUACACUCAAACGUCCCUUAGUUGAUUAUGAUCUCAGUGACGACGAUGAUGAUGACGGCGAAGGAAAUGGAAAAGAAUCAAAAUUAUCAAAAUCUUUGUCUCGGUCUCAAACAAAAAUAGUCGUUGGGGAAGAAAAACAGCCAAAUAAAAUACUCAAAUUAUCGACAGACGAAACGCCAGAUUCAUCGAGAGAUGCUUCAUCUCCACCACCCGAUCCAGAACAAAAAGGAAGCGAUCGAAUGGGUGGAGGGGGAAGAGGAGGUGGAAAUGGACAACAACAAGAUAUUUCAACAUCAUCAUAA
This is a messenger RNA of Meloidogyne enterolobii, 3029 nucleotides long. Lineage: Eukaryota; Metazoa; Nematoda; Chromadorea; Rhabditida; Meloidogynidae. The record is from the annotation of a GenBank genome assembly.